UAGGACUAGAGAAGCCAACCCUGUCUUGCUCCUAUUAAUAAGGAGAUAUUAUUGCAGGAGAUGAGUCCACGAACCCGCGUCCUCUUCCCGUUCCAUUUCCACAGCAGCCAGCUCCCUCCACUUGGUCCGGGGGCGGGCAUCCAUGGACUCUUCCUCCGAGGCGCCGCUGCUGCUCAGCAGGGGGAACAGUCACAAGGAGGUGCCCCAUGAGGCGGGAGGCAAGCGGCAGCGGUGGUGGAGGGAGGCGGCGGAGGAGUCCGGCCGGCUGGCUGCGCUGGCUGCGCCGAUGAUCGCUGUGGCGCUGCUGCAGCUGAUGAUGCAGCUCAUCUCCACCGUCAUGGUGGGGCACCUCGGCGAGGUCGCGCUUGCGGGCGCCGCCAUCGCCAACUCCCUCACCAACGUCUCCGGUUUCAGCGUCCUCAUAGGACUGGCAUGCGGAUUGGAAACUAUUUGUGGGCAGGCCUAUGGAGCAGAACAGUAUCAUAAGUUAUCCUUAUAUACCUACAGGUCCAUCAUUGUACUUCUUAUUGUGAGUGUGCCCAUCGCCAUUGUAUGGGUUUUCAUUCCGGAAGUACUUCCUCUCAUAGGUCAGCAACCAGAAAUUGCAAAUGAGGCUGGGAAAUAUGCAUUAUGGCUUAUCCCUGGUUUAUUUGCCUUCAGUGUUGCUCAAUGCUUUUCAAAGUUUCUGCAGUGUCAGAGCCUCAUCUUUCCUAUGGUUCUUAGCUCCAUGAUCACACUCGCUGUAUUUAUUCCUCUGUGUUGGUUCAUGGUUUAUAAAGUUGGUAUGGGUAAUGCUGGAGCUGCUUUAUCCGUCAGCAUCUGCGAUUGGGUUGAAGUGAUUGUCCUUGGUCUUUACAUUAAGUUCUCGCCUUCUUGUGAGAAAACACGUGCUCCACUCACGUGGGAAGCUUUUAAAGGAAUUGGCAGUUUCAUGCGUUUGGCUGUACCGUCGGCUCUUAUGAUUUGCCUUGAGUGGUGGUCUUACGAGCUGCUUGUUCUGCUUUCUGGGAUCUUACCAAAUCCAGCACUUGAAACUUCUGUGCUUUCUAUAUGCAUAUCUACAGUGGUACUGUUGUACAAUCUUCCUUACGGUAUUGGAACAGCUGCAAGUGUUCGUGUCUCGAAUGAACUAGGUGCUGGCAACCCAGAAGGUGCCCGCUUGGUGGUAGGUGUUGCUUUGUCUAUUGUAGUUUGUUCAGCAGCACUGGUGAGCACAACUCUUCUCGCAUCGCGUCACUUCAUUGGAAUUGCAUUCAGCAAUGAGGAGGAGGUUAUAGAUUAUGUCACCAGAAUGGUGCCCGUACUUUCCAUUUCAGUUAUUACAGACAGCCUCCAAGGAGUCCUUUCAGGUGUUUCUCGGGGCUGUGGAUGGCAGCAUUUAGGCGCGUACGUUAACCUGGGUGCAUUCUAUCUUGUUGGGAUUCCAGUUGCACUCUUUUUUGGUUUUACAAUGCAACUAAGAGGAAUGGGAUUUUGGAUUGGCAUGAUAGCUGGUGGAGCUACACAGGUCACUCUCCUAUCUGUGAUAACUGCUACUACAAAAUGGGACAAGAUGGCUGACAAGGCUAAGGAGAGAGUAUUUGAAGACAGGCUUCCAACACAACAAUAAGACUUGAAGAACUGCCAUGUCAAAAUUUUGAUGAGCUAAAGAAUGAGAGAAUUCUAAUUACUUUUGAUCUUUGAGAAAGGCAUCAUCGAUGUCCUUGUCACGCGUGAAGAAUUUUUUUACACAACUGGCUCUGUUCGGCAUGAUGUAGUUUGGUGGUGGACUGGUGGUGUUUUACUGUUAUUUUCUUUUUCUUGGUAUAGAUUGUUUUAUUGUUUUGUGUGGUGCCUAUCUUCUCUUGUAUUGGGUUCUUUUUGUGGGCGAACUUUGUAUUACUUAAUCACUGCCGGGCUUACAUUCUUCGUUACAAAGAUCGACAGUCUUAGUGGGAUCAGAUCUAAGCCAAACAACAGUUUUACCCUCAACACGAGCAUAAUUUGUUAA
Molecule: messenger RNA, 1990 nt
Organism: Hordeum vulgare subsp. vulgare (domesticated barley)
Lineage: Eukaryota; Viridiplantae; Streptophyta; Magnoliopsida; Poales; Poaceae
Product: protein DETOXIFICATION 12-like
Exons: 7
Coding region: 143-1609 (488 amino acids)
Biological process (GO): xenobiotic detoxification by transmembrane export across the plasma membrane
Cellular component (GO): membrane
Molecular function (GO): antiporter activity; xenobiotic transmembrane transporter activity
Source: RefSeq, a predicted model, not a curated record